This is a messenger RNA of Ostreobium quekettii, 2112 nucleotides long. Lineage: Eukaryota; Viridiplantae; Chlorophyta; Ulvophyceae; Bryopsidales; Ostreobiaceae. The record is from the annotation of a GenBank genome assembly.
AUGGCGAGCGAGACGGGCAUCGCAGGCACCCUGAAGAAGGACACCGAGGUCCGGCUACCGCGGACGACGCGCGUGAAGGACAAGCAGCCGGCGGACAAGCAGAUCACCGCUGAGCAGAUCCUGCGCGAGGCCAAGGAGCUGCAGCUGGAGGAUGAGUUCAAGCCGCCGGUGCAGAUAAUCACGGACACCGCGGAGCUGGACGAGUACAGGCUGCGCAAGCGCAAGGAGUUCGAGGACCUGCUGCGGCGCGUGGGGCGGUUCAACAUGAACGUCUGGGUCAAAUACGCCCAGUGGGAGGAGUCGCAGAAGGAUUUUCGGAGAGCGAGGUCCGUAUGGGAGCGAACACUCCAGAUCAGCUACACAAACGUGUCCAUCUGGCUCAAGUAUGCAGAGAUGGAGAUGCGCAACCGGUUCAUCAACCACGCAAGGAAUGUGUGGGAUCGGGCUGUGACAUACUUACCCCGAGUGGACCAACUCUGGUACAAAUAUGUCCACAUGGAGGAGAUGCUGGGCAACGUGGCUGGGUCACGGGCGAUUUUCGAUCGAUGGAUGCGUUUUGAGCCCGACCAUCAAGGGUGGGCAGCGUACAUCAACUUUGAGCUUCGGUACAAUGAGGUUGCCAGGGCACGGGCGAUAUAUGAGCGGUAUGUUCAGGUGCUUCCCAGUGUGAAGGCAUGGGUGAGGUAUGCAAAGUUCGAAAUGAAGAAUGGCGAGAUAGCCCUCGCCAGGCAGACCUACGAGAGAGCAGUGGAGGCUUUGGGAGAGGAUGGUGAAACUGAAGAGCUGUUCAUGAAAUUUGCAGAGUUUGAAGAAAAGGUCAAGGAGACAGAGAGGUCGAGGGCCAUUUACAAGUACGCCCUCGACCACCUGCCCAAGUCCCAGGCCAGCCGGCUCUAUGAGCGCUAUCUGGCGUUCGAGAAGCAGCACGGCGAGAGGGAAGGCAUCGAGCAGGCGAUCCUCAGCAAACGUCGAUUCUACUAUGAAGAGCAGGUGCAAGCCAAUCCCCUGAACUACGACGCAUGGUUCGACUAUGCAAGGCUGGAGGGAUCUGCAGAGGAUGUGGAGCGUGUGCGGGAUGUCUACGAGAGGGCAAUUGCAAACAAGCCCCCUGCUAAUGAGAAAUGGUUCUGGAAACGAUACAUCUACUUGUGGAUUAACUAUGCAUUGUUCGAAGAGUUGGAUGUUGGGGACAUGGGGCGAGCCAGGGAUGUGUACUACAUGUGUCUCAAGGUCAUUCCACAUGAGCAGUUCACAUUUGCGAAGAUCUGGAUCUUGGCCGCUCAAUUUGAGAUUCGGCAGAAGCAGCUGGAUGCUGCUCGUAAAAUCCUGGGCAUGGCCAUCGGAAUGGCACCUAAGGAGAAGGUGUUCAAGACAUACAUCGAGAUAGAGCUCAUGCUUGGAAACAUCGACAGGUGCCGAACCCUGUACAAGAAAUAUCUGGAGUGGAACCCCGAAAACUGCAGUGCAUGGUGCCGAUACGCUGAGCUGGAGUGUGGCCUGGAGGAGGACGAACGCGCAAGGGCCAUAUAUGAGUUGGCCAUAUCCCAAGCUGUGCUGGACAUGCCUGAACUGCUGUGGAAGGCAUACAUUGAUUUCGAAAUUGAAAAAGGCAGCAGGGCCCGAACGCGAGUACUAUAUGAAAGGCUUCUGGACCGCACCAAGCACGUGAGGGUUUGGAUGUCAUACGCCCAGUUUGAGGCAUCCCCGUUGCCCAAUGCUGGGGACGACGAGGAUCUGGAACAGGCAGAUGAGGAGAGUGCCAAGUCCAGGGAGGAGCGUGCAGAGAAGGUGUACGAACGCGCAUUCCAGUGCCUGAGGGAGCUGCAGCCGGACGCAAAGGAGGAGGCAGUCUUGUUGCUGGAGGCAUGGAGGGCCUUUGAACAGGAGUCCGCCUCCAAAUCGGCUGAAGAAAAGGCCAAAUCGGUGGAGACUGUUGAGAAGAAGAUGCCCAAGAAGGUAAAGCGAAAGAGGUCAAUAGUCACUGAAGACCAACUGGAGGCUGGAUUCGAAGAAUACUACGACUACAUCUUUCCUGAAGAGGGGGGUCAUGCGCCCAACCUCAGGCUGUUGGAGAUGGCACGAAGAUGGAAGCAACAGAAGCAAACAAAAUGA